CUUGCUUGUUCUUCGCUUCGGGCUUUGUCCCUAUUGUUACCGUUUCACCCUCUUUCCACUACCAACAUCAUACUGCCACCAAGUUCUUCUCUGAAAAUCCUCUUUUAAACCUUUAGUUUACUGAACCAGUGUCAUCAAUAUUUCUCACUGAACAAGCAGGAAGUCCAACUCAAUUCUGUCACCUGUAGCAAGGGAAACCCUAUCUUUUCUUUUGUAGCGUUCAUAUGCUUUUGCACUGGUUUUCUACAUGGCUGUCACCGCAGGAAUACCAAGAAAUACAUGAUUUGAAUCAGCACGAAGAGGAUGAAGGUUGGAUUGAGGUUUCUGUUCCUCAUAUGAAAUCAUCGGCCAACGGAGCUGCUCCAACGUCCCAACGAACGCUUUCAACAUUGUCCCCCAAGGAAAGAAAUCCGACAGCAGCCCCUUCAGUCACUCCAACUUCUCCUUUAAAUCUCUCUGUGCCUUCUACUGCUGCUACUCAAACCAUUCCCGCCGCUAAUUCUGCUCCGUUCCCUAUCGCUCAGAAAGAAUAUUCAGCCGAGAACGGACAACAAGAGAAGCGCAUGUCACGUCAGGAACGUCGUUUGAAAGCCCGUACAUCAGCCAAGGAGAAAAAGAAGCAAGCGAGAACGGUCCUUAGCAUGAGCUAUAGUAAGACGGGUGGUAUAAAUAACUGCAUGCCCUCUGCCAAGGUGUCUGUCUCCAUGGAACACUAGUUCAACUAAUGCUUUAUUAUUUGAAUCUCGCAUGGAUAUAAAGCAAGGCAAUGAAUAAACCACCGUGAAGAUGGGGACCACGUGAUUGUACAAUACAAAUAAAAUGAAAACAAAGAAAAAAUGGGAAGACAUUCUAACUAUGAGCAGCAAUGAUCUUUGUGGAUGUGGUUGGAUUAUUGUCUAUUUCAUAAACUGAAUUGCUACAGUCUUUUGUCCUCGCGG
Messenger RNA from Radiomyces spectabilis, 938 nucleotides. RefSeq lists its product as uncharacterized. The transcript has a single exon. The coding region runs from base 225 to 716 and encodes 163 amino acids. The record is from RefSeq and is a predicted model, not a curated record. NCBI's taxonomy places the organism in Eukaryota, Fungi, Mucoromycota, Mucoromycetes, Mucorales, Radiomycetaceae.